CGUCAAAUAAGUUUCUUCACUUUCAACUCCAUAAUAUCAACUUCAUUCUAAAAAAUUAGAAAGAACAAAUUAUACAUAUCUCCACAAACAUAAAUAAUAUUAGUUGUUUAAAGAAGAUAUAUUAUUUUGAAUAUUAAAUAUACCGGGAAAGUAAUUAUAUGUGUGGGCGGGUACCCAUGGGGCGGGUUUACCUAAACCCAAACCCAACCUAAUCCGGUGAAUAGUAUAGCGGGUUUAAACCCGAACCCGGCCCAAAACCCGUCAACACGGGUUUUACCCGCGUUGACCGGGUUGGGUCGGGUGGGUACCCAUGGGUUCGGGUUUUGUUGCCAUCCCUAGUUAUCUAUACGAGCCUAAGUGAUUUAACUACAAGCAUUUUUGGGUUCUGUUUACAUCGAGUUCGAGCUGGUGGAGUCAUUUAAAGAAGGAAGUAGGAGAAAGCGGUCAAGGUCCAGCAGGGCACAAGUACAAGGUGUUUGAUUUAAUGGGCUAGUUAGCAUUACAUUCUGAAUAAUUUAUCAUGUUAUUUGAUGAUGCAUUUUACUUAAGUUAUACGAUAUGCUCUUAUUUGCUAUGUAUAUUUGAGUUGCGCAUUUAUAUGAUUUACGCACACGGCCACUUUUCUUUCCAUUGUGAGGAAGUUUAUCAUCAGGUUAUCAAUCUUAUCAGGUUUCCUUCUCAUUGUGAGGAAGUUGAUCUUAUCAAGUUUAUCAAACUCCAUUCCCACUGCGAGGAAGUUAUUAAGUUUAUCAAGAUUAUCACGAGUUUGGGGCCCUUCUUAUCAAGAAAACCUUAUCAAUGAACUUUUUCCAAGUCAAGUAAAUGUUUGAAUGCAUGAGCAUUUGCACUCAAUAUGCAUGUUGGAUCAUGUUAUGUAUUAUGUAAAGAACGAAACUAGGAUUAGGACCGACGCCAACGCCCGCACUUAGAUAUCGUACGAUCAUCAGAAGUACACUAAAGGAGAGUACAUCUGGUCACGACGAGGUUCAAGGCUCCAACACACUCUAUUACGAAGAAUUAAAUUCUUAUGUAUUUAGUAGGAUCGAGACUUGAUGUGUAUUUAUUAAGUAUGUUAUGUUUUCCCCAUAAGAACGUUUCAAGAAAUUAUGAUUUGAAUUUCAAAGAAAUUUUGAUUCUAGUUUUGGUUAACGGUUUACUAAGGGUAUUUUGGUAAAAGUAGUGCCUGGCCAGUUUUGGUUAACGGUUCUACGCGAUUUUUUCGUAAUGAACAGUAAAUCUCGUUUUUUGGUAAUUUUUGGUUGCUUGUGGUUUAAUCAUUCUAAUAAUAAUUGACAAAGAUUCUACCAAAAUCAAGGGUAAAGAUUGUAUUUUCUUGUGGUUUGUAAGUGUACAAAGUUCAAAGAAGUAUCAAGAAAAAUCAUGAGAGAGAAAUCGCUUAGAGAGAGGGAGAGAGUGCGUGGAGAGAGAAUUUCAGUGAGUGAAGGGGAGGCUGGCAGUCUUUUGUUUUGCAGGUCUAAUGCAGCAGGAAGUAGCAGGAGCAGCAAUUCGAAGGUUUCUUGUGAACAGAAAGAGAGAUUUGGUUCGAAGACCAUUAUCGUUUCUAGGAUCAACGGUGAAAGACAAGUUUAUCGAAUUCAAGCCCAAGACUCACAGAAAGAUGGUUCAUUUUCAUGGACGAAACUCAGAUUUCUUGGUUACAAGGUCUUCUCCAAUCAGCCGCAAUGACAGAUUGGUUCUUUCCCCGAAACUGAGUUUUAAGAAGUGGCAGACGGAUCAUUCAUGUUGGGAAAGCCUUUUUGCAUAACACCCAGCAGCUUCAGAUUUCUGAACAGAGGAUGAACGGAAGAGUGCAAAAGAUUCUGAUACCAUCGGUUGGCGGAUGGGCAAAAUUUACAAAUCUGCUUCAGAGAUUUUAUGCAGUUGAACUACAGGAACGCAUCUGGUCUUCCUUUAAGUCCAACAAACCCCUUAUUCCUCCACCACCAGGGCAAUCUAUUCCUAGAUCGUAUGCUGAUAAUCAUGUUUAAUAUAUCGGAUUCUUGAAUUUUAUGUGACUAUCUGACUCGCUAUGACACAACACCUAACAAUGGCCAAGUGUAACCAAUGGAAGGGACUGCAGUAUAGUGGCUCAAGUGAUAAAUAUCGAAUCAACGGGUCUCUAGAGUUACUAUUACUCAGCUUCAGUUUAUUAUUUAGCAAACCAUAUUAAGAUGAAAGAACUAAAACUACUCUAGCAAACUACAGUUAAAGUUAAUCUAAUUACAGGUUGGGAACUCACUUAGGUAUGAUUCCCCCUAGCCACUAGCCAGACUAAUGAUUGAUGAUUUCUAACUUGUUUCUCUUUCAUUCACAAUGCGGAGAAUCCUUGACUAGACCUUGAGUCUCGACUAAAGGAACAAGGCCCUCUUGAGUCAAUUGCCUAGAGGGACGUAUCCUUCUCUAGAACAACCGAUCAAGGCGUUCUGAACUAGACUCCCUCUAUCGAAAGAGGUUCUCAAUCGAUACAAAGCAGUGAAUCAACCCUCGACUAAAGCAAUCGAUCCACUACUAUCAAUCUAUGGUGCUCUAUUGACCUAAUCAUGUAUUCGCUCUCAUAGGAUCAAAGCAGAAUCAAUAAUCUCGACUAAAGCAGAAUUGAAUCAUGAAAACAUGCAUAGAUUGAAUAUGAACUCAAGAUUAUCAAGUCAGAGUAAUCAUACAAUCAUCCAAUCAAACAAACAUAGCUAGGGUUCCUCAAAACCUAAGUAAAGGGAAGUUACUCCAUAGAGAAGAGAGAGGCAGUAAGAAUCUUCAGAUGAUCAGUCUUCAAGUCCGGGCUUGUUCCUCGAGCUUCCAAGGCAAAGAAAUCCUCCAAUUCCACUCCAAGAAUGCCCUCAAAUCGCCUUCUCUCUCUUUGGUUCGUCCCUUGGGUGUUUGGGAUCCAAAACCCAGCUCUCCCUCUCCUUUGGCUCGAAUUUGGGUAAAAAAAAACCCGAUUCUGGGCAAAACACGGUCGAGGGCACGACCGUGUUUGGUUUUGCCCGCCCGUGCUUUGCCCCGUGUUAAAAACACGCCCGCGCGCGUCGGCCAAAACACGGUCGUGCCUAAAUAUGGACACGGCCGUGUUUUGAUUUAGGCGCGCCCGUGUUUUUACUGCCGAACCGGUUCCCCUAUAUUCAAUGCUUCGUUUCUCCCUCGUCCGGACUCCAAAUCAGUCGCCGUUUGAUCUCAGACGCUCGUAGUAUCGUCCUCUUUCUUUUCAUGACAAGCUUGCAUGAUUAUUUUUCCAUAAAGUGAGGUAGAAAUCCAUUCUUCUUCAGGUCAUGCCCGAGUUUCUUCUCCCGAAUCGCCAAUUGAUCUCUGAUUGACUUGAAACUUGCGCCUAUGCUUCACUUUAUGUGCUAGGACCUGAAAUGUGACAAAGGAACACAACCUAGCGUAAAAUAGGCCAAAGACACGAUAAUUAAAUCUCAAACGAUCAAGAAACAAAGGGGAAAACAUGUGCAAAUAUCGAGUCAUCACUAUCCCAUGAUAUGUUUAAGUCGAUUGAUGCUAUUUUAGGGCUCGCUAAUCCGAGAAUGGUUGAAAAAACCAUUACUGCCUAGUGCCAUGAGUUUGAUAUGUUACAUGUGGAGAAAUCUCGAAAAGUAAAAAAUUGCACAAGCAAUCAAUCGGACUCGAAUCACUUGUGGAAUAUUCACUAGGCUAGGAGGAGCAGCGGGCCGGAAGUGACUCGACUGGGCCGGGCCUAUUACUUGGACUAGGAGCUGGCAGCCAUAAUUAAUGGGGCGAGAAAAUGCUGGAGGUUGGAAUUCUUUUUGGGCGGAAGGUAUCAGAGGGCAGGGCGGAUCUAUUAUUCUUGGACAAAAAAAGACGAAAACCUCUUGUUUUGGGACGGAAGCUCUUUUGGAACGAGGAGAAGUUGCUUUUGGGAAAAAGGAGAAUGGGCGGCGCGGAACUCUUGGACGAGCAGAGUACGGUGCGACUAGCGAGCAGCUUGUUGCGGCGAUCGAGUGCAGAGCAGCGGGAAGCAAUUAUCAGUAUUUGUUUUCUUUUGCUUUGCUUUGUAACAUGAUGAUUAUGAACAUGAUUGUUUGUUUUAUUUUCGUCAUGAACUAAGCCCCGAUUUCUGGGGGAAACAUCAUAGGAUGUAGCUAUUUCUUGAUUUGAUGGAUUGAUUCGUAUUUCUUUUCCUCCAAUCUCUAUUGCAUGAAAUUACUUAAUGCUUUGUGUUGACUGGCCACCAAUACAAUGAAUCGUAGUUAAUUAGGUUAUUAGCGACAGUGAAACCCUAAUAACUGAACCUAUUUCAUGUGACAUAGUAACUUAUCGAAGCGGCAGUGGAUUAAAUAAGGUGCUAUGCGGUCUUAAAUAGGAUAUCGAUCUUCAAGCUAAAUAAUUAAGUCAUUGAGCUACGACAGUAGGAUUUGAUUUAAUUGUUUAGUACGUAGUAAUUCUCGACAGGGAUAGCUAGCACAGUAGUGAUAUCCUGGCUGUAGAGAUAUGGAUUAAAUUGAUUGGAAUAUG
Messenger RNA from Linum trigynum, 4467 nucleotides. The record is from the annotation of a GenBank genome assembly. NCBI's taxonomy places the organism in Eukaryota, Viridiplantae, Streptophyta, Magnoliopsida, Malpighiales, Linaceae.